CACUGAUGGACUGAGAACGGAGAAAUUUGGAAUAGGCUCCCUAUUUUUUCAUCAGUUUUAGUCGAUAUCUCAGACCGAAAUGGUGCCCUGUAUCAUUUUCAUCGCCUUGUUUGUCACUGCGGUGCGAUCCCAAGAUAUCCAUCCCUCACAGGCAUCAUCCUCUAUUAGUGAGUCUUGUGACUCCUUGUGCUCCUGCGAGGGGAAAGAUGGCAUCCUUCAUCUGAACUGUGAGCAGAGAAACAUCAGCAAAAUCUCCCAAAUCAUAGUCCCGUCAGGUGUGCCCUUCCACCUGAACCUUUACAAAAAUGACUUGGUUGAGCUGCGCGCUGAGGAAAUGGAAGGGCUUAAGAAUGCCCUGUCACUGCACAUAGGGGGUAAUAGCAUACAAGAGCUGGAACCAGGGGUCUUUAGCGCUCUCGGUUCACUUAAAAAACUCCACAUAAAUAGCAAUUUCCUCGUCACUCUGAAAGAGGACACUUUUCAAGGCCUGGUGAAUUUGGAGUUUCUCCAAGCUGACACAAAUUUUAUUCGGGUCAUCGAGCCAGGGGCCUUCAACAAACUGAUCCGCCUCAAGGUCCUCAUCCUGAAUGAUAAUUCCAUCGAGUUUUUACCCAGCAACAUUUUCCGGUUUGUGCCCCUCACGCACCUGGACCUGCGUGGAAACAAGCUGCAGACACUGCCUUACGUGGGGUUUUUGGAGCACAUCGGCCGGAUAAUGGAGCUUCUCCUGGAGGACAAUGACUGGGUCUGCGACUGUGACAUUUUACAUUUAAAAAUCUGGAUGGAAAACAUGAGGGCCCAGUCUGCAAUUGGGGAUGUGGUAUGCAGCACACCACAUCACCUUAAGGGAACCAUUCUGGCUAAAGUGAAGCGGGAUGUUCUGUGCCCGUCUCAUGCAGAUAUUAACCUGGAGGAGCCAUCAAAGUCGCUGGAUAUGGUCGUUACACCCUCGUCCAAAGUGUCUCAGGUUCCCAAGUUGGUCAACGCCAAAGAUGACGCCAAGGUACCGACCCCCUCUCACUUUCCUGGCAGCCCUUGUGUGGAACACUGUUCCUGUCACAAUCACCCUGUGGCUGGGUUUUUGAUGCAUUGUCAGGACAGAGGGAUUCAAAAGGUGUCGGAUAUCGGAAUACUUCAGCAAAGUCCCACUAAACUGGUCAUGACGGGAAAUAUGAUUCAGAAACUCUUGAAAUAUGAUUUCGUCACCUAUGAUAGUUUAGAAUUGCUCAACCUGGCAAACAACAGAAUUGAUUACAUUGAUAAUGAAACUUUCCUCAGCCUGAGCAGUUUGAAAAAACUGUAUUUGAAUGGUAACAGAAUUGAGAAACUGUUUUCCACAAUGUUUGUGGGGCUCCACAACCUUGAAUACCUGUAUCUGGAAUACAACCUUAUCAAAGAGAUUGCCCCAGGCACAUUUAAUCCCCUGCCAAACCUGAAGCUGCUGUCAUUAAAUAACAACCUGCUCAGCUCUCUUCCCGCGCAGAUAUUUCGCAACGUGCCCCUCACCAAAUUAAACCUGAGGAAAAAUCUACUUAUGCACCUGCCAGUGAGCAACGUGCUUGAUCAACUCGACUCACUGGAGCAAAUUUAUUUAGAGGACAACCCCUGGGACUGCAGCUGCGACUUGCUCAGCCUCAAACAAUGGGUGGAGAAACUCAGAAAGGACACAGUGGUGGGCUCCAUUUUGUGUCACACCCCAAAGAACGUGAUGCAGGCUGAGCUUAGAAGUGUUCGUCAUGAGACUCUGUGUCCCGGUUUAGGGACCUACUACCCUAUGUCUCCAGGUGGCGAGGAGAGUGUGACAGCUACACUGGGGCCUGACAGCAGCGGCAAGAGUUUGUUCAGCCCACUCACAGACACUGUCCCACUCUCUGUGCUCAUCUUAAGCCUUCUUGUUUUUGUCCUCAUGAUUAUAUUCUGCUCGGCAGGGCUGGUGGUGUUUGUAGUACACCGCCGGCGGAGAAGGGCGAAGAAAAAAGCAGCGGAGGAACAGCCCAGAGAAAACACCAACAGUAGUCCCAUCCACUUACAUUACAGCAUGUAUGGGCAGAAAACUACACACCACACUCUGACCCAGAGAACAGGGUCUGCCAGUCUGUAUGAAGAGAGAUCACAUAGUCCUAUUGUUCAGAUCUGCCGCAACCCCACCUACUGCUCCCAGCACAAGGAGCACGACGCAGAUUUGGAUUAUAGCCUGGACGAGCCGGGCGCUAAGCACCACCUCUGCCGGAGUAUCAUGGAGAAGGAGAACACGUCUCCUCUCACGGGAAAUCCCAGCUCAAAGUUCAGACCCAUGACUGGAGAGUGCCCUGCAGAGUUCGUCACUCUUGGGAAUCCCAACUCCUUGUACAGGAACAUACUGGAGCGGGAGAAGGAGCUGCAGCAGCUUGGAAUAACGGAGUACCUUAGGAAAAACAUGCCCCAGCUUCAGUCUGCUGUGGACAUGCAGGUCCCGGGGCACCAGGAGGAGUUAAAGCUAAUGGAGACAAUUAUGUACACAAGACCACGUAAGGUCAUGCUUGAGCAAACUAAGAAUGAGUACUUUGAACUCAAAGCUAACCUGCAUACUGAGCCAGACUACUUGGAGGUUCUGGAGCAUCAAACUGCAUUUAACUGAGCUUAAGCAGCAGAAAAAAGAAACGACGUAUAUUAUGUUUUGAACCAAGUGCCUUGUACUGUUUGCCCUCUUGUUCCACAGUGUGAAAUAUGUAUCAUGGGAACAUCACUUUAAGUUUUACUGUAGCACAGAAUGUAACUGGUUUAUUUUUGUGACCUUGUAUUUGUUGACAGCCAUGUUAUGUAGCUGGUGAACAGUGUCAUAUAUUUGGCCAAAUGUAACUUAAAGAAGCUGUCGCCGUCUGUUGAGCAGACCUGGGUUGAAACCCUCUUUGAAAUUCACUCAAUCAGCGUUUUACGAUUGAUUCAAUUUCCAUGGUGUUACUGCAGCCAAAUGAAUUGAUCCACAGCAGCACACACACACACCCCCACGUCUGACAGGAUAAAGCAGAUGUUUGGAAAGACGGGAGUGAAUUUCAAUCACCACUUGACCCAGAAUUGCUGUUUAAUCAGUCUAUCCUGACUCUGGGUAUGACCUGAUUACACCCUCUGUCAACAUAAGCCAGCUGGAUCGCUGUAACCAGAAUGCUCAUUGUGCCGUAGAGUCAGCAAAAUGCCAACAUUGGAAAACAGCGAUAGGAGUGGUGGUUCCACGGCUAUUCUCCUGUCACUUCUUCGGAUCGACCCAUCCCACUGCUCAGCUGCAGUCUAUGGGGUCUUUAUUUAUUUUUAUACAAGCUGAUGAUACUCACAGAAAGGAUGUUAUUUUUCUCUCAAUCAGUAAAUAGAGCACUUAAAGUACAGUAUAUAAUACACAACUGUAAUCUUGUAAAAAUGCAUUGCACUAAUCCAAUGCCAUAAGAUGGUGCAUGACAAUCAACAAAGUCCUGCUGAAUUUUUUUUUUUGAAUUUCUGCCAGAAAAAAUGAGCCACAAAUGUGUAUGAUCCUUCAGUGUGUGUGUAUGUGUGUGUGUGUGUGUGUGUGUGUGUGAGAGAUCGUGUUUCACGUCACUAUUUUAUGUCUGGCGAUACUGAAACAGCAUUCAGGAACGUUGCUCCCUCCUCAUGCUGUCAUUGGCUGAUCUGGAACUGUUGGAACUGAUCAGAGGCGGGGCAUAUUAACCUGUUAGCACAUGAAUGGUUACUGUUGAAGCAACAUUACCCAAGACCACGCAGACCAACCUUUCUCUGUUUCUCAGCUCGUAUUAAAAGCAGUGGACCGCUGGCGACUGACAUUUUUUCCAACGUGGACAUUGUCACUCUUCAGGAUUUAUACCACACCCUCCAUUCAUACUCUUGGAAACUCAUUCAACUUUGAAACAGUUCAUGUAAGCACACACUCUGUAGCUUUUCUACUUAACUAGAUUUAUUAUUUAUUCUGUAUAUUUUGUAUAUACUUAUGUUCCAUUAUAUCUAUGGUUUUUGUGUGCCUUCAGUGCUGUACAGAAUAUAAACAGAAGUUGUAACUGAGA
This is a messenger RNA of Seriola dumerili (greater amberjack), 4028 nucleotides long. RefSeq names its product SLIT and NTRK like family member 6 (gene slitrk6). The record is from RefSeq and is a predicted model, not a curated record. The transcript has 2 exons. Gene Ontology annotation, cellular component: membrane. Gene Ontology annotation, biological process: regulation of presynapse assembly; axonogenesis; positive regulation of synapse assembly. NCBI's taxonomy places the organism in Eukaryota, Metazoa, Chordata, Actinopteri, Carangiformes, Carangidae. Gene Ontology annotation, molecular function: protein binding. The coding region runs from base 80 to 2617 and encodes 845 amino acids.